Molecule: messenger RNA, 1209 nt
Organism: Felis catus (domestic cat)
Lineage: Eukaryota; Metazoa; Chordata; Mammalia; Carnivora; Felidae
Product: olfactory receptor 4C45-like
Exons: 1
Coding region: 101-1063 (320 amino acids)
Biological process (GO): G protein-coupled receptor signaling pathway
Cellular component (GO): membrane
Molecular function (GO): G protein-coupled receptor activity; olfactory receptor activity
Source: RefSeq, a predicted model, not a curated record
GCUGUGGUUCCAUCAAUCCCAGAGGCCAGGACUACAGAGGUGAUGGAAACUUUUAGUGUUGAAUUAAAAAUAUUACUCAGAAACUCUGUGAUCUCUCCAGAUGGACCAUGUGCUCACAACCCAAGCUGAAUCCAUGGAAAGGAUGAGCAAUGUAACAGAAUUCAUUUUGCUGGGCUUGACCCAGAAUCCAGAACUGCAGAAAUUCUUAUUUGCUGUGUUGUUAAUCACCUACUUGAUCACACUGGCAGGUAACCUGCUCAUCUCCGUCACCAUCUUCAUCAGCCCAGCCCUGGGUUCUCCCAUGUACUUUUUCCUGUCCUACUUGUCUAUUAUAGAUGGUUUCUACUCUUCUUCCAUAACACCCAAAAUGAUCUAUGACCUGAUCUCUGAGAAGAACACCAUCUCCUUCAAUGGCUGCAUGACUCAGCUCUUUGCAGAACAUUUCUUCGCUGGAGCUGAGAUCGUCUUGUUAAUUGUCAUGGCCUAUGACCGCUAUGUAGCCAUCUGUAAGCCCUUGCAUUACAUGACCAUCAUGAGACGACCUGUCUGUCGUUUCUUCGUGGCAAUGGCUGGGAUUUUAGGCUUUCUUCAUGGAGGAAUCCAGAUUUUGUUCAUGGUCCAGUUACCGUUCUGUGGCCCCAAUGUUAUUGACCAUUUUAUGUGUGAUUUAAUACCUCUCCUGGAGCUAGCCUGUACAGACACUCGCACUUUGGGGCCCCUGAUUGCUGCCAACAGUGGAUCGCUGUGUUCGCUCAUUUUUUCUAUGCUGGUUGCUUCUUAUGUUGUCAUCCUGCACUCACUGAGGACUCAUAGCUCUGAAGGGCGUCGCAAAGCCCUGUCUACCUGUGCCUCUCAUGUCACCGUUGUCAUCUUAUUCUUUGUACCUUGUUCCUUCCUGUACCUGAGACCCGUGACCUCCUUCCCCUCUGACAAAGCUGUGACUGUGUUUUGUACGAUAGUCUCUCCCAUGCUGAACCCUUUAAUCUACACCCUCAGAAAUGCAGAAGUGAAAAAUGUCAUGAAGAAACUCUGGGGGCAAACAAUGAAAAACAGUGAUAAAUGAAGUUUGUGAUUAGUCUUUACCUAAAAAUAUCUAGUGGUGAUUUAUAGACAUUUAUUCCCUUCUUAAAUAAAUAGAGAUUUCUUUCCCUGAUCAAACUCGGGGCAGUCAAUUUUGCUGCCUGGAUCAGAUUUCUUCAGGAGCACGUA